This is a messenger RNA of Brassica rapa (field mustard), 1095 nucleotides long. Its product is annotated as putative F-box protein At1g53360. The record is from RefSeq and is a predicted model, not a curated record. Gene Ontology annotation, molecular function: protein binding. NCBI's taxonomy places the organism in Eukaryota, Viridiplantae, Streptophyta, Magnoliopsida, Brassicales, Brassicaceae.
AUGGAGCAGCAGUCCUCGAAGGGUCUAGUAUUAACCACAUCCGGACAUGAAACACAAUCAGCAAACUCGGUAAAAGAAUACUCAGAUCCACCAAUCCCUGAUGAUCUACUUACCGAGAUAUUCUCCAGAGUCCCGGCAAAGUCUAUAGCUAGGUUUCGUUGCGUUUCGAAAUUCUUGGCAUCCAUAUUUUGCCGUCCUGAUUUUACUGACUUGUUUUUGACUAUGUCUUUGACUCGUCCACGGUUCCUUUUCGCCUUAGAAGCUGAUAAAACGUUGUUCUUAUACUCUGCACAUCAGCCUCAUAAUCCAAACGAUAACUCUUCUCUUGUAGCCACCCCUUAUCAAACGCUUAUCUUUCCAGAAUAUAUUGGAUUUGAUAACCCUAGAACACUCUUGAUCGCAGCAACGUACCUUGGGUAUGAUCGGAUCGGAAAACGGUUUAAAGUGUUGCGUAUGACCUCGUCACGUGAUGGAAGACCCAAUACUCAUCAGGUCUUGACGUUGGAAUCUGGAAAGCUUUUAUGGAGAAUGGUCGAAUGCAAGUUCCAUUUUGUGCCGACCCUUGCUUUAGCUACUCAUAUAUGUAUAAAUGGUGUUUUGUAUUUUGAAGCUAAGUUGGGGAAAUCUACUGUUAUAGUUUGCUUCGACGUCACGUCUGAGAAGUUCGGCUUUAUUAACACAAAUGAAGACAUGGAACAAGGGCUUGCAUGUGAGUUGAAAUCUUUGGAACUUUUUAAUUACAAAGGUAAAUUAGGUAUACACAAUAAGGAGAAUGAUUUAUAUGGGAAAAGACUUGUGCUGUGGGUUCUAGAAGAUGCUGGAAAUCAUAAGUGGUCCAAGAAUGUCUACGUAUUUUCUCCUUUAGAUGAAAAGAUGGUCAAGCAUAUCAAGUUUGUUGGAGUGACUGGUAGAGGUGAUAUUGUUUACUCGCCACGCCCGUUCCACCCUGUAAACUGGUACUUCGUUGUCUUCUACAAAGUGGAGAGUAAGACUUUUACAAGAGUCAAAGUUGAGGGACUUGAAGUUGAAGAGGGUGAGAAGAAUCAUUUUAAAAACACACUGAUAGGCUAUGUGGAGAAUUUGGAGUUUAUGUAA